AUGACCAACACCAAGGGGAAGAGGAGAGGGACACGUUACAUGUUCUCAAGACGCUUUUGCAAACAUGAUGUCGUCCCUCUUGCCACCCACAUGCACAUCUAUAAGAAGGGUGAUAUUGUUGAUAUAAAAGGCAUGGGCACAAUUCAGAAAGGCAUGCCCUACAAAUGUUACUAUGGCAAGACAGGAAGGGUAUACAACAUCACCCAGCAUGCUGUGGGGAUUAUUGUGAACAAGAAGCUUAAGGGCAAGAUUCUGGCCAAGAGAAUCAGUGUGCAAAUUGAGCAUAUUAAGCACUCAAAGAGCAGAGACAGCUUCUUGCAGCGUGUGAAAGAAAAUGAAAGAAAAAUGAAGGAAAGGAAAAGGGAAUUUGGUUUGAAUGAAAAUGCCAGCCUGCUCCUCCUAGAGAAGCUCACUUUGUGA
Molecule: messenger RNA, 420 nt
Organism: Podarcis lilfordi (Lilford's wall lizard)
Lineage: Eukaryota; Metazoa; Chordata; Lepidosauria; Squamata; Lacertidae
Source: the annotation of a GenBank genome assembly